Molecule: messenger RNA, 1407 nt
Organism: Symsagittifera roscoffensis
Lineage: Eukaryota; Metazoa; Xenacoelomorpha; Acoela; Convolutidae
Product: riboflavin transporter 2-like
Exons: 1
Coding region: 89-1348 (419 amino acids)
Biological process (GO): riboflavin transport
Cellular component (GO): plasma membrane
Molecular function (GO): riboflavin transmembrane transporter activity
Source: RefSeq, a predicted model, not a curated record
GUGAACUCAUUCUCUCAAACUUAAAAGAAAACUAUAAGUUGAAAACCACGAGCCUUAACAUUUAAAGUUCUUACAUGUUCUAAGCUCAAUGUUCGAAAAUCAAAAGUUUAAAAAGAUUCUUCCAGAUCAUAGACGCAACAAUAUUGUGUUCGCGUUACUUUUGCUCAGCGCUAUCAGUUGUUGUCUGUAUAUUGACUCCAUUUAUAUUGAGCUGCCAUAUUUGGUUCCCUACGCCCCAGAGGGAUGGGAUUUGGGUGCCUUUACUGCUGUUCUAAAUGGCAUUGGGAAACUGAGUUUGUUCGCGACACCUCUAGCAAUCAAGUUUGGGCUCCGAAACACCGUGCAUGUAUGUAAUCUAUUGGGAGUUAUUAUAGGCACUUCCCUGAUAUUUAUGUGGGACAAAACGAUAGCAACUAGUUUGUUUAGUUACGAUUUGAGUAUUGGGUUUAUAAUACACGCUGGACUUUUGUUUGGAAUCGAUUCCUUGAGGUCAACUGUGUUUUUUAUGCACUUGGAACAAGAUUACCCGGAGCCGUUUCUGACAGCCGGAAUCGUGGGUCAAGUUUCCAGUGGAGCUGUUACAACUAUCAUGUCAUGCCUACAAGGGUAUCGCGUGGCUUUCAAGCCCACACAACCUCUACAAGAGACUGAACGUGCUAUAUCGAAAAUGUCGCUUGAGUUUUUAUUCGGACCUCAAGUUGCAUUCUCCGUUAUUCUGGGAAUAUUAUUUGUAUCUUCUUUGUCUUUUGUUUUCCUUCAGUGUCUGGUUUAUAUAAAUGAAAAAUUUCAAACUGAAAAACCAGCUGAACGAGAGAUUUCCGAAUAUUCUCCACUUAAUGCAGUUUCUAACCAGAAAUACUUCUUGUGGGGGGUGGCAAUGUUUUCGUGGGGAAGUCUCUGCGCGUAUUCGCCCACGUUUUUCACCUUCACCGCUCUUGCCUACAAUCAAAGGUGUUACACUUUGUCAGUUCUCCUUUGGGGCGUGACCUUACCUCUCACAGGGCUAUUUGCGCACUUCAAACCGGCAGAGCGAAAGAUCACAUUCGUUACGCUUAUUUCAACUUUGUGCACAAUAUUUGCUAUUCUGACACUUAUUGCACUGGAGAGUCCGCAUCCUCCAUUCAUAGACAGUGCAUUAAUGCAAGCGUGCAUUAUUAUUAUGUGGGGUUCAGAAUCAUUUCUGUGCUACCUGCUCUACGCAUCAGCACUUCAUAGCUUACAAAACUCAGGUGGUCCAGGAGCUUUUAAAUGGGGUGUAGUUCUAUCACAAGCAGCAUCUACUGUGCUAGGUCUUAUCUGCUUCUGCAUUAUCAGCUUCACCAAUAUAUUCACUGACGAAGAUGCAUGAAGUCCGUUACGAAGGAACACAAUUUCGGAGGAGCUCUGCGACAAAAACACAGACUAACA